CAUUUUACAAAAUCUUAUCUUUUCAGCUUUAUAUAUAUAUAUAUAUAAAUCUUUAUCUUGAAAAUAAUUAUUUCAGUUUGAAAUUGCACUUUGAUGCGAUUUAUUAGUAAUAUAUCUAAUUAUCUAAAAUGAGUAGAUUCAUUAUUUUUGCAAUUUCUAUAUUUAGUCUCAUAAAUGUUUUCAUCAGUAGCGUUUAUUCUCAAGAGAAAAGUCUUGCAGAUGAAUUUGAAGACUCAUACUUUGGGAUAUUUAUUUCGCCGAAAGUUUUCCUGGCGAAGAAAAGAGAAAUUGUAAUUUACUGGAAUCAUACAAAUUAUCAGCAAGGAGACAAAAUUGGAUUAUAUAGUGAAAAACCAGGAGAUGAUGUUGAACCUAUUUAUAUUUUUGAAAUUUCUUUUUCAAGUGGAAUUAAAAAAACGAAAAUAGAAGCUGAUUUAAUUCCUUCGAGGGAUUUGAAAUUCGUCAAACAAUGCUUGAAAUAUCACGUCGCUUGGUUGAGAUCUGGAAAAAUCAUAAAAGAAAAUUGUUUGAAAACUGAACCAACUUGGAUGGAAGAUAUGAAAUGUGCUUUGGGAAAUCAAUCUGUAGGAAAUAUUUUUAUUCCAGGAACACAUAAUUCUGCUGCUUAUGAAACAUCGCCUUCAUUAAUUGAAGAUUUUUUCUACAAUAAAUACGUUAUAACUCAGGACGAAGACGUUCUCGGACAAUUAAUAUACGGAGCUCGAUAUUUGGAUAUUCGGGUAUGCUACCGACCAAAUAGGAAAAUUAAAUGGUGGGGUUGUCACGAAUUGGACACUGUUCCAUUGCAGACAAUUAUUAAUGAUGUGAAGAUUUUUCUCAACAAUACCAACGAGAUUGUUAUCUUUGAUGUACAAGAAUUUUCUUCAGAGUUUGCAGAAGAUCCAAGAGCUCAUGAGAAAUUGAUACACUUUUUGAAAAAUGAAUUCAAAGACUAUAUAAUUCCAUAUGUGGGCUGGUAUCAAUCAUUAAAUGCAAUUUGGUCGCAGGAGAAGAAGAAGAACUUAAUAAUUGGUUACGAUGACAGUCGAUAUAUUUUUAAACACUUGUUCCUAUGGCCAAGUGUGACCCAUCAAUGGGGCAACGUUCAAUCUGUCGAUGAUUUAUACAAAUAUUUGCAGAGAAUCGAGGAACAAGCUUUAAGUUUAACGAGAACAAUACCACGAUCGGCCAUGGCACAAAUGACUCCAAAUACUAAGUACAUCUUUAACAAUCUUUUUGGUGGCAUUCGACGUAUGGCAGAAGUUACUAAUCCGAAAAUUACUGGCUGGUACAAUGGAAUGUGGCAACACUCGGCAAAUAUCGUCUCUGUAGAUUUCAUCAAGUACUCCGGAAUCGUUGACGUUGCACUUAAAUGGAAUUCAAAAAGAUUUAAUAAUACAUGUUUACGGUAGCAUUAUAAUUUUUUUUAGAAAAAUAAUUUUCCAUUGAAAUACAAAAUAUAUAUUUAAAAUAUUAAAUAUAUAUUUAAAAUAUGAAAA
Molecule: messenger RNA, 1499 nt
Organism: Leptopilina heterotoma
Lineage: Eukaryota; Metazoa; Arthropoda; Insecta; Hymenoptera; Figitidae
Product: PI-PLC X domain-containing protein 1-like
Exons: 6
Coding region: 129-1412 (427 amino acids)
Biological process (GO): lipid metabolic process
Molecular function (GO): phosphoric diester hydrolase activity
Source: RefSeq, a predicted model, not a curated record